GGCUGGGACGGAGGCGGGACUUCCGGGUGCGCGGAGGCACAACUUCCGGAGGGAGGCGGAAGAGCCUCUAGGCUCUACGCUGGAGCGUCCCGGGACGGCUGAGGGGGUCCCCUGGGGCACGGGACAGAGCCGCGGGGGCGGUCCGGCAGCACUCGGGGUGUCAGGGCCGUCGGUCUGAGGGAUGCGGAGGAGCCAUGGCCAGCGACGGGGCCAGGAAGCAGUUCUGGAAGCGCAGCAACAGCAAGGUCCCGGGCAGCAUCCAGCAUGUGUAUGGCGCCCAGCACCCGCCCUUUGACCCGCUGUUACACGGCACCUUGCUCAAGGCCGCGCCCAAGGUGCCCCCCACGCCCGUGAAGGCCAAGAGGGUCAGCACCUUCCAGGAGUUUGAGAGCAACACCAGUGACGCCUGGGACGCCGGCGAGGAUGACGAUGGGCUGCUGGCCAUGGCGGCCGAGAGCCUGGACUCCGAGGUGGUCAUGGAGACGGCCCGCCGCGUGCUGCACAGCCACAGCCAGCGGCAGGAGCAGCUCAAGCGGCAGGAGCCCCCGCCCGCGCCCGGCGGGGACCUGCGGCUGGUGAAGUCCGUCAGCGAGAGCCACACGGCCUGCCCCGCAGAAGGUGCCGGCGGCACCGUCCCGCUGCAGCGGUCCCAGUCCCUCCCCCACUCGGCGACAGCCGCACCAGGCGGGCCGUGCGACCCCAGCACCCUCAGCAGCUCGGCGCUGAGUGAGAGGGAGGCCUCCCGGCUGGACAAGUUCAGGCAGCUGCUCGCCGGCCCCAACACCGACCUGGACGAGCUGCGCCGGCUGAGCUGGUCCGGGAUCCCGAAGCCGGUCCGUCCGAUCACCUGGAAGCUCCUCUCGGGCUACCUUCCCGCCAACGUGGACCGCAGACCGGCCACUCUGCAGAGGAAGCAGGAGGAGUACUUCGCCUUCGUGGCGCACUACUACGACUCCAGGAACGACGCGGCCCACCAGCACACGUACAGACAGAUCCACAUAGACAUCCCGCGGAUGCAUCCGGAAGCGUUAAUACUCCAACCCAAAGUGACGGAGAUCUUCGAGCGCAUACUGUUCAUCUGGGCCAUACGCCACCCCGCCAGCGGGUACGUCCAGGGGAUCAACGACCUGGUUACGCCAUUCUUCGUGGUCUUCAUCUGCGAGCACACGGAGGAGGAGGACGAGGACGUCGCCGACGUGUCCCGCGUGCCCGCCGAGGUGCUGCGCAACGUGGAGGCCGACACGUACUGGUGCAUGAGCCGGCUGCUGGACGGCAUCCAGGACAACUACACCUUCGCCCAGCCGGGGAUCCAGACGAAAGUGCGGAUGCUGGAGGAGCUCGUGAGCCGCAUCGAUGAACAAGUGCACCGGCACCUGGAGCAGCACGAGGUGCGGUACCUGCAGUUCGCCUUCCGCUGGAUGAACAACCUGCUGAUGAGGGAGCUGCCGCUGCGCUGCACCGUGCGCCUGUGGGACACCUACCAGUCGGAGCCCGAGGGCUUCUCCCGCUUCCACCUGUACGUCUGCGCCGCGUUCCUCCUGCGGUGGCGGAAGGAGAUCCUGGAGGAAGGCGAUUUCCAGGAGCUGCUGCUCUUCCUGCAGAGCCUGCCCACGGCCCACUGGGGCGACGGGGACGUCAGCCUGCUGCUGGCCGAGGCCUACCGCCUGAAGUUCGCCUUCGCCGACGCCCCCAACCACUACAAGAGAUGAGCGGCGGCGUCCCCCGGGGGCCGGCUGCGGCAGCGGCCUGGACGGGCGGUCCCGCCCGAUGGGGCGUCCACCUGGAGGACGUCCGGCGCGGCCCAGGGCCCGGCUGGGGGGGCUGGCUGUUGCCUGAGACACCAAAGAGAGCCAGAGGCGGGGUCCCGGCCUCUUGGGGGCCCUUCCCGCCCCGAGCGUCCUUGCCAAACGACCGCCUCCUGGAGGCCCCGGCCGGCGGCAGCCCCUCUCGGAGGGGCCCGCCCUGGGGGGCGGGGCGGAGGGGAUGGUGGCCGCCCCGGACCUGCGUGGAGACGCGGCGCGUCUGUCCUGCCGCGUGAAGGAGAAUAAAACACAGACAGA
Phyllostomus discolor (pale spear-nosed bat) is the source of this 2060-nucleotide messenger RNA. It is a transcript of the gene TBC1D22A, whose product is annotated as TBC1 domain family member 22A. The transcript is spliced from 13 exons. The record is from RefSeq and is a predicted model, not a curated record. Gene Ontology annotation, biological process: activation of GTPase activity. Lineage: Eukaryota; Metazoa; Chordata; Mammalia; Chiroptera; Phyllostomidae. Bases 195 to 1709 code for a protein of 504 amino acids. Gene Ontology annotation, molecular function: GTPase activator activity.